AUAGCGCCUGUUCAUAAGACCUGUUUCUCACUUUCUCUCCCUCGAGAAAAUAUUCAGUGCUAUCUGCGCGCCACGUCAUUUGCUGCUGACAUGGUGUGUAUUUACCACUAAGAUGUCGACACGCGUCUUGUGAGGGACCCGCUGAAAAAUGGAGAGGCUAGUUCUGUCGGCCCAGCUCGGCUCGUUGGCAGAAAAAGGAUAGACAGGUCAAUGGUCAACAAACGCGGAACACUCCCGCUCAAAAAGUCUUCUCGACACUUGAAUUUGCUGGGUUUUUCUCUCUCGCCUCGUAGGAGAACAAACAGAGAACGACCGCGACUUCCUCUGUUUCCUUCUCCGCGCAUCCCACCCCCUCUGCUUACGCCUUUCUCUCUCUCGACCCACAGCAACGCCGUCGACAAUGGCAGCCGGGAGCCUCCGCUCUCCGGCCCCCUCCUCCUCCUCCUCCUCUUCCUCUUCCUCGCCGCCUCCGCCGACGACUCCGCCGUCAUGGCCGAGAUCCUCGCUGCCCUCAAGCCGUCGGACUGGUCCUCGAGCCAGACCUACUGCAAGUGGACAGGCGUCAGCUGCGACUCCUCCUCCCGGGUCACCGUCAUAAAGCUCUCUUCCGCCUCCCUCUCCGGCGUCCUCCCCUCGGAUCUUUCCUCCCUCUCCCAGCUGCAGAGCCUCUCCCUCCAGAGCAACUCCCUCUCCGGCGCCGUCCCUUCCUUCGCCGGCCUUGUCUCCCUCCAGUCCAUCUACCUCGACGGCAACAACUUCACCUCCAUCACCUCCGGCGCCUUCCAGGGCCUCACCAGCCUCCAGACCCUCAGCCUCAGCGAAAAUCAUGACCUCCCCUCCUGGCAGAUCCCGGCGGAGCUCAACGCCUCGACGUCCCUGACUGUCCUCUACGCCGACAACACCAACAUCACCGGCACGAUCCCGGACUUCCUCGGAACCUUCCCUAGCCUGACGAGUCUGAGUCUCUCCUACAACAACCUCACCGGGCCCCUCCCCUCCUCCUUCGGCACUUCAUCGAUCCAGAACCUCUGGAUCAACAACCAGGCGGUGGGGCUUUCCGGCGGCAUCAGCGUGUUGGCCGGGAUGACCCAGCUGACCCAGGUCUGGCUCCAGAACAACCAGUUCACAGGUCCGAUCCCCGAUCUCUCGCAAUGCACUAAUUUGUUCGAUCUCCAGCUUAUGUACAACCAGUUCAUUGGGGUUGUGCCCGCCUCGCUGUUUGCACUCCCCGGCUUGAAGAAUGUGUCCUUGGAUAACAAUAAGUUGCAGGGUCCCGUCCCUAGUAAUAGCAGUGGAAUUAGCGUUACCUACGGGGGUACCAAUAGCUUUUGCAACAGUGCGCCGGGCCCUUGCGACCCACAGGUUACUACGUUGCUUGAGGUGGCUAGUGCGUUGGGGUAUCCGAUCACGCCGGCGGAUUCUUGGACUGGGAAUGAUGCUUGCCAGGGCAGCUGGAGUGCCAUUUCUUGCCAGGGGAAGAAUGUGACCUCUGUUACUUUCUCGGAGUGGGGGUUUAGUGGGACCAUCUCGCCCGCAUUUGCGAAUCUCACCUUGCUCCGCACGCUGCUGUUGAACGAUAAUAAUCUUACUGGCUCUAUUCCGGAAAGCUUGACUACGCUGACUCAGCUUCAAGUUCUUGAUGUGUCGAACAAUAAUCUCAAUGGGCCGAUACCGGUUUUCCCAGCCUCGGUGAAGUUGACUACUACUGGUAAUCCGUUAAUUGGUGGUUCAGGGACGAAUUCGGCUGAUGGACCUGGAUCGUCAAAUGGCUCUUCACUUUCAGGUGGUGUAAUUGCUGCGGUUGUCGUAGGUGUCCUUAUUUUCAUCGUGGUGGUGUUGUUUGUCUUGUACAAAUUCUGUUACAUCAACCGACGACACAGGAAAUUUCAUAGUGUAGACAAUCCGGAAAUCGGGAUGGAAGUAGCUAAAAACGGGGCUGGGAAUGGUGUGAAUGGUUAUGGUGGGCUUCCAAGUGAAUUGCAUAGCCAAAGCAGUGGGGACCAUAUUGAUUUCCCUGUUUUUGAAGGAGGAAAUGUUGCAAUUUCAAUUCAAGUCCUUAGACAAGCGACUCAUAAUUUUAGUGAAGAGAACAUUUUAGGAAGAGGUGGUUUUGGUGUUGUUUACAAAGGGGAGUUGCACGAUGGCACCAAAAUUGCUGUUAAAAGAAUGGAAUCUGGGGCAAUGGGCACGAAGGGAAUGAAGGGAUUCCAAGCUGAGAUUGCAGUACUUACAAAAGUGAGGCAUAGGCAUUUAGUCAUGCUUUUAGGGUAUUGUAUCGAAGGUCAUGAGAGGCUUUUAGUGUAUGAAUAUAUGCCACAAGGGACUCUCGCGCAACAUCUGUUUGAGUGGCAAGAGAAGGGGGAUGCACCUCUGACUUGGAAGCAAAGGGUGACCAUUGCUUUGGAUGUUGCUAGAGGAGUGGAAUACCUGCACAGUUUAGCCCAACAAAAAUUUAUCCAUAGGGAUUUGAAGCCAGUAAACAUACUGAUGGGAGAUGACAUGAGAGCCAAAGUUGCUGACUUUGGUUUGGUUAAAAAUGUUCCUGAUUGGAAGUAUUCCAUGCAGACACAGUUGGCUGGAACUUUUGGGUAUUUAGCUCCCGAAUAUGCAUUAGCCACUGGAAGGGUAACUACAAAGGUGGACGUUUACGCAUUUGGUGCUGUCUUGAUGGAGAUCAUUACCGGUAGAAAAGCAUUAGACAACACCAUGCCAGAUGAGAGGGCGCACUUGGUCACUUGGUUCCGUAGAGUUCUGAUUGACAAGGAAAACAUCCCGAAAGCUAUCGACCACACUCUUGACCCCGAUGAAGAAACCUUAGAGAGUAUAAUCAAAGUUGCUGAGCUGGCUGGUCAUUGCACUGCUGAAAAACCGUUCCAGAGACCUGACAUGGGCCACACUGUCAAUAUUUUGCAUCCCCUCGUGGAGCAAUGGGAACCAACUAGCCAUGAAGAAGAAGAAAGCUCUGGUAUCAACCUCCACACGAGCCUUCCUCAAGCCUUAGGUACUUCCUCCAGUUCAACACUGUCCUUCUCCGAUAAGCAGUCUAGCAUUCCACCAAAACCUUUGACGUUUCCAGACUCAUUCAGUUCAACUCAUUGCCAGUGAGGAAAGUAAUGGGAAAAAAUGUGGUCAGGCUGGCUAUGUAAAGUAUUUGAUGAAGUGGGUUACCAGCAGAAAGAGAGAUUAAGAUGCUCUCAUAAAAAGUUGCUUCACGACUGUCGAAAAUAGACAAUGCAGCUGGCUGUAUGAGCUAGUGGUCACGAUUGGCACCAGGCGAUUUAGCUUCGAUGAGUGUAUUUUUU
Molecule: messenger RNA, 3302 nt
Organism: Eucalyptus grandis
Lineage: Eukaryota; Viridiplantae; Streptophyta; Magnoliopsida; Myrtales; Myrtaceae
Product: receptor-like kinase TMK4
Exons: 2
Coding region: 211-3105 (964 amino acids)
Biological process (GO): protein phosphorylation
Molecular function (GO): ATP binding; protein kinase activity; protein binding
Source: RefSeq, a predicted model, not a curated record